AUGGCGACAGAAGAUGAUAACUUCGAUAUUGACAUCUACGGAGAUGGCGGUGGCUUUAACGUGAACGAUCAGGGUGACUUCAAGCAGGAUGGUGAAGAUUUGGAGAUAGACCCCCCUCAGACUGCAUCUGAGGCACCGACAAACAACAUAUCGGCAGAAUCCAAACCUCAGGCCGAACCGGCACCCGCCGCAAAUGGCGACCAUACCAUGUCCCACCACCAGACUCCGAUGCAGGAGGCUCCGGCAGCACCACACGGUGUCAAGCGCAAGGAAUAUGAUGACCGACAGUCAGAUCCCGAUGCGACCACAGCUUUGCUCAUCUCAGACCUCUUCUGGUGGACAACAGACGACGAUAUCCGUGGCUGGGUAAAUCAGGCCCAUAGUGAGGACGAGCUCAAAGAUGUGACAUUCAGUGAACACAAGGUCAACGGCAAGAGCAAGGGCCAAGCCUUCGUGGAGUUCACCACCACCCAGGCCGCGACGGCUACUAAGCACCUGCUCGAGAACGCCGGCGCAUCUGGCCGCAAGCACACGGUCAACUACACCAACCCACACGCCAAUCCAUUCCGCACACUUCCAAAGGACGCCCCGAUGCGCAAGGAUGCUAACCGGACUGGCGGCUUCAACGCCGGCGGCAACCAGAACAUGAACUUUGGCGGCGCCAGCGGCGGCGGUGGCGGCGGCAUGAAUAUGGGCGGCGGAUUCCGUGGUGGCCGAGGCGGUUACAACAACCGCGGGAUGGGCGGCAACAUGGGUAACUUCAACAACCGCAAUAACUUCAAUAACAAUGUGGGUGGGUUUCAGGGUGGUUCUGGACCGGGUGGUGCGAUGAUGGGUGGCUUCCAGGGAGCACCUAUGGGUGGCAUGCAGAAUUACGGGUUCAAUAACCGGGGCGGUAUGAUGGGCGGCAUGCGCGGUGGUCCCGGUGGCAUGCGCGGUGGCCGCGGCGGAAACAUGGGCGGUUCUGGCAUGAUGGGCAUGCCCGGCAUGAACCCUAUGGGCGGCAUGGGUAUGAAUCCUAUGGCUGGGGGAAUGAACCCAAUGAUGGGUGGUAUGGGCAGCAACAUGGGCAUGCAGGGCUUCCAAGGCCCCAAUCCUGCAUUCAACCAGAACUUUUUCAAUGCCAACCAAGGAGGCGGUGACGCCUCAUGGAACCCCCACGGCGCAAAGCGCAGUCGCCAAGAGUGA
Penicillium canariense is the source of this 1188-nucleotide messenger RNA. RefSeq lists its product as uncharacterized. Gene Ontology annotation, biological process: mRNA alternative polyadenylation. The transcript is spliced from 3 exons. Gene Ontology annotation, molecular function: mRNA binding. Gene Ontology annotation, cellular component: mRNA cleavage and polyadenylation specificity factor complex. The record is from RefSeq and is a predicted model, not a curated record. The coding region runs from base 1 to 1188 and encodes 395 amino acids. NCBI's taxonomy places the organism in Eukaryota, Fungi, Ascomycota, Eurotiomycetes, Eurotiales, Aspergillaceae.